AUGAACUCGCAAGGCGCCAGCGACGUGUCGCCCGAGGCUAUGCAGUCGCGAAUCCAGCAGGCUCGCCGAGAAGCUGAGACCCUCAAGGACCGCAUCAAGAGGAAGAAGGAUGACCUCGCCGACACCACCCUCCGCGCUGUUGCGCAACAGGCUCAUGAGCCAAUCCCUAAGAACCAGCUGAUGAAGGCCAAGCGGACGCUCAAGGGUCAUCUGGCCAAGAUCUACGCGAUGCACUGGUCUACCGACCGAAGGCACCUUGUAUCUGCCUCUCAAGAUGGAAAGCUCAUUAUCUGGGACGCCUACACUACCAACAAGGUCCAUGCUAUUCCCCUGCGCUCCUCCUGGGUCAUGACCUGCGCCUACGCUCCUAGCGGCAACUUCGUUGCCUGCGGUGGCCUCGACAAUAUCUGCUCCAUCUACAACCUCAACCAGCAGCGCGACGGCCCCACGCGCGUCGCUCGCGAGCUCUCCGGUCACGCCGGUUACCUCUCCUGCUGCCGCUUCAUCAACGACCGCAGCAUCCUCACCUCGUCUGGUGACAUGACUUGCAUGAAGUGGGACAUUGAGACCGGCCAGAAGGUUACCGAGUUCGCCGAUCAUCUCGGCGAUGUCAUGAGCAUCAGCCUCAACCCAACCAACCAGAACACCUUUAUUUCGGGUGCCUGCGACGCUUUCGCUAAGCUUUGGGAUAUUCGAGCUGGCAAGGCCGUUCAGACCUUUGCUGGUCACGAGUCCGACAUCAACGCCAUUCAAUUCUUCCCCGACGGUCACUCUUUCGUUACCGGCUCUGACGAUGCUACUUGCCGCCUCUUUGAUAUUCGCGCUGAUCGUGAAUUGAACCUCUACGGGUCGGAAUCCAUCCUCUGCGGCAUCACCUCCGUCGCAACCUCGGUAUCUGGACGACUCCUCUUCGCUGGUUACGAUGACUUUGAGUGCAAGGUCUGGGAUAUCACCCGAGGCGAGAAGGUUGGCUCUCUCGUUGGCCACGAGAACCGGGUCAGCUGCCUCGGUGUUAGCAACGAUGGCACCAGCCUGUGCACAGGUUCCUGGGAUUCACUGCUUAAAAUCUGGGCCUACUAA
This is a messenger RNA of Ilyonectria robusta, 1080 nucleotides long. Its product is annotated as WD40-repeat-containing domain protein. Gene Ontology annotation, molecular function: signaling receptor complex adaptor activity; protein binding. Gene Ontology annotation, cellular component: cytoplasm; heterotrimeric G-protein complex. NCBI's taxonomy places the organism in Eukaryota, Fungi, Ascomycota, Sordariomycetes, Hypocreales, Nectriaceae. Bases 1 to 1080 code for a protein of 359 amino acids. The record is from RefSeq and is a predicted model, not a curated record. The transcript is spliced from 5 exons. Gene Ontology annotation, biological process: G protein-coupled receptor signaling pathway.